Messenger RNA from Argentina anserina (silverweed cinquefoil), 1188 nucleotides. Its product is annotated as transcription factor MYB8-like. The record is from RefSeq and is a predicted model, not a curated record. The transcript is spliced from 3 exons. The coding region runs from base 104 to 952 and encodes 282 amino acids. NCBI's taxonomy places the organism in Eukaryota, Viridiplantae, Streptophyta, Magnoliopsida, Rosales, Rosaceae.
CACUGUAGAUAGCUAGUAGCUCAAGGAGAGUCAUAUUCACAGCGUGAUCAUAGUGAGAAAGAGAUAGGAGGGUCGAUUAGCGGUACGGUUAUCCUUAGUUGAGAUGGGGAGAAGACCCUGCUGUUCUAAGGAAGAAGUGAACAAGGGGCCUUGGACAGCUGAAGAAGACAAGAUGCUUGCGGAUCAUAUCAAAGCUCAGGGAGAACAAAAAUGGAGUAGCAUUUUUAAACAAACAGGGCUGAGGAGAUGUGGGAAGAGUUGCAGGCUUCGGUGGUUAAAUUAUCUGAGACCGACUAUAAAACGAGGCAACAUUACACAAGAAGAAGAGGACCUCAUCAUUAGGCUUCACAAACUUUUAGAAAACAGAUGGUCUCUAAUAGCAGGGAGAAUUCCAGGGCGAACAGACAAUGAAAUCAAGAACUACUGGAACGCACACUUACGUAAGAAGUCACAGCCGGAAAAGACGUCCAAGGCUGCAGUAAAGAAAAUGAGACCCUCCGACGAGGCCAAAGUAAAAGAUCAUCAUCAUAGUGAUGACUCCAAGUUUGUAUCGGAAUCAAGUGAAGGGUCAUUAUUGUCUCAUUCAUCUACUACGUCAACUACAACGGAAGAAAGUUCGCCGGAUAUCUUGAUGGAUUUUUACACCAGGGAGAUAAGUCUUUCUGAGUUUCUAGGGACGGACUUCACAAAGAUAAGCAGUAUGAUCAAGACUGAUAAGGUACUAAUGGUUCAACGAGAAGGAGCGAAUCAACUUCAGACUCAGCCUUACGAUAGUUCAAGUAGAGCGGAAGCUGAGCCUAAUGAUGAAGCACCAAUGAAUGCUGUAAUAUCGCGGGAAAUGGUGGAGAACUUGAUCAUCUGGGAAGAUCAAAGUGAUUCAGACUUCGGGUAUCAACUAUCUUCAGCUUUCACGGACUUUGUUGCAGACGGAGAAGAAUAUUGGAAUUUAUAAGACAAAAUAUCAAAAUAAUAAUAUUUGUCGCGUCAUGCAUCAUUUAUAAAAUUAUCUGUAUUUAAGAAUCCUAGAGUACUGGUGAAUAAGUGUCUGCAUCUAGCUCAUUUUUCAUGACAUUAAUUUAGCAAAAGAUGCAUUCUCUCCCUGAUUAGUUCUUAGUAGAAUAAUGCAAGCACCGGAUGUGUCCUUCUCGGUUUGGCUCUGUAUUAUAUUGCAUAAUUGCUUUUGAAAGC